CGACCCAAUCCUGGAGACUGGCUGAGAGUGGGAGCGGGGACAAGUGGUUCAGGUGGAUUCAGGGCUGGAGCUGUGCUGGGGAAGCUUCUUGCUCCUGCUGUUGCUGCUGCUGUUCUUGGGAGUCCAAUCGCUAGAUAAGGCAAAAAGCCCUCUCAGAUUUGAGGGGAGCCAUGAGCCGGUUCCUGAAUGUGUUAUGAAGCUGGCUGGUUAUGGUGUCCAUCAUCGCCAUGGGGAACACGCUACAGAGCUUCCGAGACCACACCUUUCUCUAUGAAAAGCUCUACACUGGCAAGCCAGACCUGGUGAAUGGCCUCCAAGCUCGGACCUUUGGAAUCUGGACGCUACUCUCAUCAGUGAUUCGCUGCCUCUGCGCCAUCGACAUUCACAACAAGAUGGGACUCACAUGGACUAAUGUGGAACAGUUGCAAGCAGUCACAGCCUCUGGUCUAGAUAAUGUUGUAACCCGUGCCGGCCACUGGAGGGGGCUCGAGCUUUCUUCCCAACAGCAGUCAUCACCACAGUCAAGGUGGAAAGUUUGCUCAGGUCCCCAGGCUCUACCACAUCACGCUCUGGACCUUCCUCCUCGCCCUGGGGCACUUCCUCUCCGAGUUGUUUGUAUAUGGGACCGCAGCUCCCACCAUUGGCGUCCUGGCACCCCUCAUGGUGGCAAGUUUCUCAAUCCUGGGAAUGCUGGUGGGGCUCCGGUACCUCGAAGCAGAACCAGGAUCCAGACAGAAGAAGAGAAACUGAGGCCAACAUCACCACGUCCGAGACCUCGUCUUCCACCUUUGCUGGCCUCUUCCUUCACCCUCUUUGCUCUUAAAUUUCUUUUCUGCUCCAUCCUCCACUUCUAGUCCUUUACUUUUUUUUUUCUUUAAUUUAAAAUUUUUUAAGAUAUUUAAAUAUGCAUACGGCAAGUCGGUGCCAUUUAAAUGUAUGUACCAUUUAAAGAAUCAUUUUAAAAUGAAUACUCUGUACCUCCAUCCAAAUCAAGAAAUCGCCAGCACAUCCAAAGCCCACUGUGUGCCCUUCCCCCACCCGCAGCCUCUUCCAGGACCCCUUUUCCAGCCUUCCGCUUUUUUCCUUUUAUUUUCACCCGACGAUUUGACUUGUAUGGUGGGAACACGUGAACUGUGAAACUUAAAGCUGCUGCCUCACCCACACCAGCUGCCACCAAGGGCUGCUUCGAGGGGGUGUCAGCCCAGGUUGGGCUCCUCUCUGCUGCUGGACCCAAGACUCUGAACCAUCCAAGGGACAGGCAGUUCUUCUAAGAAGGGCUCCCCUGCAAGUGAGCAUGGCUCCUUAUCCUUGUGCCUACAGGUGGAUCAGGGUUGGAAGAGUCUGGGCUGUUUUUAGACCUUCCGGUCAGCUGUAUUUGUGUAAUGAGAUUUGUAAUAAAUAGAAAAACCUUCUGCUCU
Messenger RNA from Balaenoptera musculus (blue whale), 1418 nucleotides. It is a transcript of the gene ERG28, whose product is annotated as ergosterol biosynthesis 28 homolog. Gene Ontology annotation, molecular function: protein-macromolecule adaptor activity. Lineage: Eukaryota; Metazoa; Chordata; Mammalia; Artiodactyla; Balaenopteridae. Gene Ontology annotation, cellular component: membrane; endoplasmic reticulum. Bases 210 to 854 code for a protein of 214 amino acids. The record is from RefSeq and is a predicted model, not a curated record. The transcript is spliced from 6 exons.